This is a messenger RNA of Peniophora sp. CBMAI 1063, 1494 nucleotides long. The record is from the annotation of a GenBank genome assembly. NCBI's taxonomy places the organism in Eukaryota, Fungi, Basidiomycota, Agaricomycetes, Russulales, Peniophoraceae.
AUGGAUCGCGAACGCCAGCUAAUCCAACAAAUCGCCGCCUUACAACACGAGCUCUCGCAAUGUCCCACGGUCGCACGCCUCGAGCGCACCACGGCCUCAUGGCGAGCCGCCUACCAAGAAGCGACAGGCCAUCAUCAAGGAGUGAGCGCAGAAUGUGCUGCGUUGCGCAAGCGUGUCGCGGAGCUGGGUCAUGAGCUCCAUCAAGCCAGGCGCGCCAACGACGAGACAUCGAAGCGUGACACCGCGCUGCAGGCGGAGCUUGAGCUUGCACGUACGGAGGCGCGGAAGGUACCGGUUCUGGAACAGGUGCUCGUAGGCAAGAACAUGCUCGUCAGCCGCUACGAGGCUCGAGAGCUGCAGCUCAACGCCGACAACACAUCACUACGGGCGAAAGUGGCCAGGAUCGCACAACUGGAAUCCGCUCUCCUGAAUCGCGAGGCUGAAGCCCAAACUGUCGCCGCCUACGUCCGGGAACUUGAGGGCGAGGUCAAGUUCUUGCGUCACAAUAAUAGCUCCGCUACCCCCGCCCAGGUCGAUGCCCUCAAAAGCCGAGCAGUGGAUGCUGAGGACCGAGUUAAGCAGCUCAACCUCGACCGUGAAGCUCUUCGCCACCGGACAGGAGCAUUGGAGGCUGCUCUGAAUGCUCGCAUCAAUGCCUUCCGGGAUAACGAGGAGAAACUUCGUCGCGAAGCGGAGGGUCUUCGGGUGGAGGCUUUGAAGGUACCUGCACUGGAGAAGGCCGUUGCAGAACUUCGCAUACAGGCGCAAAGAGUCCCGGGAUUGGAGAUGGCGCUGGCGCAAUGUGAUGACCGAGCAACAUCCAUUGGGAACCACGCUCGGCAACUCGAGGACGAUAGAGCAAAACUGCUCCAGAACGUCGAUCUUGCACGUGUCCUUGCCGCGACUCAGACACGCCGUGCGGACGAUGCCGAAGAUCGUUUACAACGUUCUCAAACCGAGGUUGCCGCUAUGCAUACACGUCUGAGGGUGACCGAGAUCACUCGGGAAGGUCUCGUCGCGUGUGCAAAAGCCGCUGAAAGUCGCGCCCGGGCUCUCGAAUCCGUCAAUGAAGGCCUGCGUACUUCUGCAUCGGAGAUGGAGACAAGCCAUGAGGAGACGAUCAACCGAUCGCGGGAGAUUGAGAACUGCCUCACGGCGAGGAACGCCAGAGUCAUGGAGCUGGGAGAAGAGGUCCAAGCAUUACGGGAGGAGCUCCGAAAGGCGAGGGAGUCGCAACCAGUAGACAUGGAGGGAUACGAGCGCAUGAGCUCCGAGCGCGAGUCGCUGCUAUCGGGGAUGCGCGAGCUACUGCCGUCAGGAGAUACACCAGCACUUUCAGACGCCUCAGAGGUACUUCGUGCCGUGGAGGGCGAGUACGAUCGUCUUCGUGAGAGGGCCGCGAGCUUGGAACAACGAUAUGAUGCGCGCGCAUCGUGGUACGCUAUAUUACAAAUACGGGUGAAGGAGCUGGAACGUGUAUACCGGUGUUACUGA